Leguminivora glycinivorella is the source of this 2166-nucleotide messenger RNA. Its product is annotated as angiotensin-converting enzyme-like. Lineage: Eukaryota; Metazoa; Arthropoda; Insecta; Lepidoptera; Tortricidae. The transcript is spliced from 14 exons. The record is from RefSeq and is a predicted model, not a curated record. The coding region runs from base 70 to 2076 and encodes 668 amino acids. Gene Ontology annotation, molecular function: metallopeptidase activity; peptidyl-dipeptidase activity. Gene Ontology annotation, biological process: proteolysis. Gene Ontology annotation, cellular component: plasma membrane.
CAGACAUAAUGUUUUCAGUUUUGGAAUUCACUUAGCGUUUGUUGACGCGUGUCUGUGUUUUUUGUGAAAAUGCCGUGUGGGUAUUUCAGUGAGACUGCCAAGAAGGUUUUGUUUAUGAUCCUCAAGAUAUUAGGCGAGCUGGCCCUAGUCGGAGCAAUAGCCUCCGUCUUCAUAGUGGCUGCCCAGGGUCGGGCAGCAGAAAGGGCGGCAGAGGAGGCGGCUGGUAGGGACUACAUGAGGAGACUCGACGAGAUAACGGCCAAGUCCAUGAACAGAAUGACCAUCGCCAAUUGGAAUUAUGAGAGCAAUAUCACGACUUACAAUAACGAACACAAGUUACAAGUAGCAUUAGACAACGCAGAAGAAUUAAAAGAAAACUGGAAAGAGACAAUGACUUACUUAUGGAAAGAGUUUGAAGACGAAGACCUGAAGAGAAUGUUCUCAAAAUACACCAAGCUGGGCACAUCAGCACUGCCAGAGGAUUUGAAUCAACGGUUGAUUGAGGCGGUUACCAAUAUGCAGACAACGUACGCGAAGGCAACGAUUUGUGAAUAUAAGUUUAGGACAAAGUGUGAUCUACAUGUAGAACCAGAUGUCACAAACAUCUUCGCAAACAGUGACGACCCCGAAGAGAUGAAGUACGCGUGGGUGGAGUGGCAUAAGGCUGCCGGUAGACCUUCCAGAGGAUACUUCACCGAAUACGUCCAGAUGGACAAUGAGGCUGCCCAUCUUAAUGGAUUUGACAGCACGGCCGAGUGGUGGCUCAGCGAGUACGAGUCCUCGGACAGCGAGGAGCAGUUCGCCACUCUCUGGAGCCAGGUCCAGCCUCUGUACCAGCAGCUCCACGCGUACGUGAGGGGCAAGCUGCGGGCUAAGUAUGGCGAGAGUGUGGUGUCGGCUAGGGGGCCUAUUCCUGCGCAUUUGUUAGGUAACAUUUGGGCUCAGACCUGGAAUAAUAUUGAAAAAUACGCGAAGCCCUAUCCUAACAAACCUGAUGUAGACGUAACAGAUGCAUUGAAAGAACAAAACUACACUGCUCUCAAGAUCUUCAAGACAGCCGAAGAGUUUUUCACGUCCCUCAACCUGAAGGGCCUACCAGAUAUGUUCUGGGACAAGUCGAUAAUUGUAAAGCCGGACGAUGGUCGAGACAUGGUGUGCCACGCUUCAGCUUGGGACUUCUUUGAUGGUGAUGAUUUCAGAAUUAAGCAGUGCACAGAGGUGACCAGUGCCUUCUUCAAGACUACUCACCACGAGUUAGGGCACAUACAGUACUAUAUGCAAUAUAAAGACUUGCCGGUAAUUUACAGAGCGGGAGCAAAUCCAGGAUUCCAUGAAGCGAUCGGUGACGUCAUAGCCUUGUCGGUGUCGAGUCCAAAGCAUCUCCGAGUGGUAGGCCUGCUGAAGGAUGAGACGGAUGAUGACGAGUCAGAAAUUAAUCAGUUAUUCAAAAUGGGACUUGACAAAAUAGUGUUCCUUCCCUUCGCUUACCUCCUUGACCUGUUCCGCUACGCCGUUUUCCGUGGUUUCACGACUCAAAGAGACUACAACUGUCACUUCUGGCAGCUAAGAGAGGCUCUUCAGGGAGUGGAGCCUCCAGUGACCAGGACUGAGGCUGAUUUCGAUCCGGCUGCGAAGUACCAUGUUGCUGCUGAUGUUGAGUACAUGAGGUACUACGUGUCGUAUAUAAUACAGUUCCAGUUCCACCGAGCUCUCUGUCAAAUUGCCGGCGAAUACGUGCCUGGUGAUCCUGACAAGAUGCUGUCCAAGUGCGACAUCUAUAACAGCACGAAAGCUGGCGAGGCUUUGGGCAAAAUGCUCCAAAUGGGUUCCUCUCGUCCCUGGCCCGACGCCAUGCAAGCCCUAACAGGCCAACGCCACAUGGACGCCAGCGGAUUGAUGGAAUACUUCCAGCCGCUGUACGAAUGGCUGAAGAAGGAGAAUGAACGGACUGGGGAGUUCAUAGGAUGGGAGGCUGGCUCUGUCCAAUAUUGCACACAGGAGCAAUUGAUGGCAAUGGAAGACUCGGACUUCGAGAAGAAACUGAAUACUCUCGUCAAAAAACAAGUUAAGAAAUAAAUCAAUGUGAAUAAAGGCAGCUAAGGAGUCAUCAAGAGAAGUUAUUUAUUAUCAUUGUACAUAAAUUGCAUAUAAAUAUUAUUACAAAAA